Molecule: messenger RNA, 665 nt
Organism: Seriola aureovittata
Lineage: Eukaryota; Metazoa; Chordata; Actinopteri; Carangiformes; Carangidae
Gene: hddc3
Product: HD domain containing 3
Exons: 4
Coding region: 28-567 (179 amino acids)
Molecular function (GO): guanosine-3',5'-bis(diphosphate) 3'-diphosphatase activity
Source: RefSeq, a predicted model, not a curated record
CGCUGUCACUACAUGUAAUUUUCCACCAUGGAUUCAGAAGCGGUUUUGUUGCUAGAGACUGUAAAUUUUGCCGCAGAAAAACAUCGUAACCAGCGACGUAAAGACGCAGACGGAACUCCGUACAUUAAUCACCCCAUCGGAGUAGCAAGAAUCCUCAGCCAUGAGGGAGGCGUCACAGACAUUGAGGUUUUGCAAGCUGCUCUGCUACAUGACACAGUGGAGGACACAGACACCACUCCUGCAGAGCUCGAAGCAAAGUUUGGACCGACCGUUGCUCGUAUCGUUGAGGAGGUGACGGAUGAAAAAAGUCUGCCCAAACAGGAGAGGAAGCGUCUGCAGGUGGAACACGCACCUCACUGCAGCCGCCAAGCCAAACUGGUCAAACUGGCUGAUAAACUGUACAACCUGAGGGAUCUGAACCGCUGCACACCUGUCGGUUGGACAGCUCAGCGGGUCCAGGAAUAUUUUGUGUGGGCCAGUGAGGUGGUGAAAGGCCUGAAAGGAACCAACCCAGUUCUGGAGGAGAAGCUGGAGGAGCUGUUCAGACAGAGAGGAGCCCAGUUCUGAAAACAUCGCCACAACACAGCGCAGAACAGACUAUUUAAAUUACAAGUACUGUAUAUCACCUUUUCAUUUAUAAAAAAAUAAAUCAAUUUUCAUAUAAA